AUGCUCCCCGCGCCGCUUCGGACAGCGGCCGGAGGUGUCCUACGCUUUUCACCAGCCUGCCGGCGACAUGGCGACCGCGUCACUUGGUAUGACACUCGCCUGAUGCUGGCCCAAUCGCCGGCGGCCCGGCGCACGGCCCCCACGCCCGCCCUCUGGCCCGGGGCCCCGCGCGACGAGCCCGGACUCCCUCAAAGUGUCCCGGUCAUCGGCCUGCAUGGGUGUCCGGCAGAUGCCCAUGCGCUGGCCCCGCUGGCCGGAGCCCUCUUCCGCCGGGGGAUUCCCUUCCUGGCGCCGGACCUCCUGCACUCCAUCCCCGGCACCAUGCCCUUCACCCUGCGCGACCUGUUCCCCCCGCGGCGGCCGAUCAGCUCGGAGGACAUGGCUGCCGGGUAUUUUUGCCACGCCUUCGAGCCCGGGGGGGCUGGCGGCAGGGGCGCCGGGGGCGGCCGCGGCCCCGACCCGGGCACGGCCCCGGGCCGAGGCAGCACUUCCGCCGGCUUCCCGGCAGCCGAUCUAUCUCUGGCCGGCAGGCUGCUGGCCUUUUCCGACAUGAGCAGCAGCCGCUGCGGCGCAGUCAAUGGCAGCCACGGCAACGGCCACGAGAGCGGCCACGGCAGCGGGCACAUCGUGGCCAUGGCACCCACUGCCACAUGCUCGUCAACCAACCUGCUGCACGUGGCCCGGCCGGACUGCUCGCCGGGGAUCUACACCGGGGCGCCCUUUGCCGGGGCCGGGCCGCUGCCCCUGUGCGGCCUCGGGCCGCCGAGCCUGGACCACCAUCUCCAGCACCUGGAGGACUUCCUCCAGCAGGCCCUCCCCCAGGCCAGCCACUUCCCGGUGGACUUGCUGGUGCACGAUGUGUCCUUCGCCCUGCUGGGGCAUUACCUGGCCCGGCGGCCGGAUUUCGCCCGGCGGGUGCGUUUCGUCUUUUGUGCCUCGGUGCCCGGGCCGCAUCGGGCCGUCCUCCGACCGAUCCCGGUGCGCCCGCAGCGGCGGCUGCUCCAGCUGCUGGCCACCGGCCAGGCUCCCAGCCUGGCGGUCGAGGGCCAUGUCGGCCAGCUGGCCCUCCGGCGGCUGGAUGCCGGGCCGCCGGGCGCCGGCCCCACCGGGGUGGGCCUCUCGCUGCCAGGGCCGGAGGCCUUUCCGGCGGUGCUGGCCGCGCAGAUGGCCUACUUCCAGGGCCAGGGCCACACCCACCCGGAGAGCCUCUUCCUGUCCCUGACUCGGAGCAGCAGCCUCCGGCGGCUGACGGCCAUCGCCGCGGCGGCCGGCGACCCGCCGCCCGCCCCCCAUCCUGUGGACGCCUGGCUGGACUCGGAGGCCCUGGCAGCCGAUCGCCGCCUCGGGCCCCAGGACCCCGAGCAAUUCCGCCGCCAGCUCCUGGCGGCCACCGCCUCGGAGAAGGACAUCCGCAAGCUGGCGUACGCCGGCCAGGCGCUCUUCUGCGGCGGGCCCCUGACCGGGAGCCUGGACUGGAGCAGCCCGCCGGCCGAGGGCCUGCGCCUGCCGACCUUCGUCCCGCUGGCCGGCGACCUGGACCGGGUGAAUCCCAUUGAGGAGGUCCUCCGGCCGCAGGCGCUGGCACUGCCGGACGCCUGGCCGGCCUUCCGCCUCAGUGAUGCCGGGCAUCACCUGCUUUUGCAGCGGCCGGGAACCGUCGCCGGCAUCAUCGCCACCCUCCGGGGCGAGGCUCGCAUCGACACGCCGGACCUCGGCCACGGCCACUGA
This is a messenger RNA of Fonticula alba, 1728 nucleotides long. RefSeq lists its product as hypothetical. The transcript has a single exon. Bases 1 to 1728 code for a protein of 575 amino acids. The record is from RefSeq and is a predicted model, not a curated record. NCBI's taxonomy places the organism in Eukaryota, Rotosphaerida, Fonticulaceae.